Molecule: messenger RNA, 846 nt
Organism: Emys orbicularis (European pond turtle)
Lineage: Eukaryota; Metazoa; Chordata; Testudines; Emydidae
Gene: SEBOX
Product: SEBOX homeobox
Exons: 2
Coding region: 1-846 (281 amino acids)
Molecular function (GO): DNA binding
Source: RefSeq, a predicted model, not a curated record
AUGAGCCGGGCUGGCCCCGCACCCGGCCCGCGCCUCUUCUUCCCCGACGGAGACUCCGGACGCUGCCCGCCGUCCGCCCGGGGCGCCCCCCUGGCCCGCCGGCCCGGAGCAGGUCGGUGUCCAGAGCAGAGAGCACCGGGGACGGGGCAGCCUGGGGCCGGGGGAGGUUCGCGGGGGCCGGGGCUGGGGGCUGAGCUCUGCCCGUCUCCCCUGCCCGCAGGGAGCCGCCCGAAGCCGGAGCGGGGCGCCGGGGGCUGCCCGGCGGGGCCCAGGAGGAGGAAGCGAACCACGUUCAGCCGGGGGCAGCUGUGCGAGCUGGAGCGGGUGUUCGCCGCGCUGCCCUACCCCGACAUCGGCACCCGCGAGCGCCUGGCCGAGCUCACCCACCUGCCCGAGGCCAAGAUCCAGGUCUGGUUCCAGAACCGCCGCGCCCGGAGGAUCAAGAGCGGAAAGCUGGAGCAGCCGAGCUGCCGGAGGGCUCUGGCCAGUAAACCGCCCCCCUCCUGCCCCCCACCGCCCCAGGGACAAGGGGCCAGAAGCCAACAGGUGCCCGAGCUCCGCCUGCCCGGCAGCUCCCCCCAGCAGUGCCUGGGCCAAGCGCUGCCGGGCCUGGUCUCUGCCUUCCAGGGGCAGCUCCUGUGGGAGGACAGCUGCCAGCCCCCCUGCAGCCAGGCGGGCGCCCAGUGGCCUGUGGCUGCCCCCGGCCAGGCGGGGCCGCAGGGAGCGGACCCCACGGCCGGUGAGGGGCUCUCCUAUUGGGAUGUGUUCCCUGCGCAGACCUCCCUCGGGUACAUCUCCGACCUCAUCUAUAACGCGGCCAUCAUCACCAACCUGGGCGAGCCCUAG